Messenger RNA from Fonsecaea nubica, 900 nucleotides. RefSeq lists its product as hypothetical. NCBI's taxonomy places the organism in Eukaryota, Fungi, Ascomycota, Eurotiomycetes, Chaetothyriales, Herpotrichiellaceae. Gene Ontology annotation, biological process: mRNA splicing, via spliceosome. Gene Ontology annotation, molecular function: RNA binding; zinc ion binding. The transcript has 2 exons. Bases 1 to 900 code for a protein of 299 amino acids. Gene Ontology annotation, cellular component: precatalytic spliceosome. The record is from RefSeq and is a predicted model, not a curated record.
AUGUCUGAAUACUGGAAAUCGACACCAAAAUAUUGGUGCAAGCACUGCAGCACCUUUGUCAAAGAUACCUCAUUUGAGCGCAAACAACAUGAGGGCACCGUCAAACAUCAAAAUAACCUGAAGCGCUUUCUCCGCGACAUUCAAAAUAGCCAUGAGCGAGGCGAGCGGGAAAAGGAGAGGGCCAAGUCAGAAGUCGAGAGACUCAAGGGAGUUGCUGGUGGCGAUAUAAACAGAUCCUCAAGCCCCUCACAACCAUCUUCAAAGCAGAACGCUCAAUCUGCACCGAAACCUCCUACGGGGCCUCAGUCUACCGCAGAUCGGAAGAAACAAUGGGCGCAGUUGGCCGAGAUGGGGAUCAAAGUCCCUGAAGAGUUCCGUUCAGAGAUGGCCAUGGUUGGGGACUGGCAGGUGGUGUCACAACAAAUAGUUGACGAGACACCAUCAGAAGCGCCUCUAAGCAAAGGUGUCAAAAAGCGCAAAUACGAAGGUCAAGAUGAAGAUGAGGAGGAGAAGAAAGAAGCUGGCGAGGCUGUCGUGCGACGCGGAUGGGGUGCUGCCACCAAGAGAUAUCCUGGCCACGACGAAGCCGAUCUCGAAGAUCUCUUGUCGGGUUCGAUCUCCGUCAAGAAAGAAAGGACCGGAAGCCCGGUCACGCAAAUUAAAAAGGAAGACAAGGACUCUUUGCGACAAGGAAAGAACCUUGUUCUCGACCCAGAUGGCCGUCAGGGUGGAAAUUGUACCUCAAGCCUGGUGGAAUCUUCGCCCCCCAACCGUCUAAAGCAAGAUGAUCCGGGUUUGAAGGAGGAGCCAAAUUCAUCACAACCACCCAUGUCUAUGGACCGAAUCCCGGAGGAGGUUCCAAUACCUGUGUUCAAGAAACGUAAGGCCAAAGUAUCAUGA